CUCGGCCAAGACCCAAAGGAGAAGAGAGAGGAAGCUCUGCAACUCCAUUUUCCAUAGGUGAACACGAGCUCAAACUCAAACAAGGAAAAAGAGGGAGUUUAAAGAAGGAAAAAGGCUAAGAAAGGUGUGUAGAAUUAAGGAACUUGUGAAAGGUAUUUCAAGUGAUUUCACAAAGUUGGAAAAGUCGCCGGAGUUGUCGCCGGAGUUGACCGAAAGUCGCCGGAGUUUCACCGGAGUUCAACCAAGAGGGGUAGAACUUCAUACGCUAGUUCAAGGUUGAAGCUAGGGCUUGCUACCUGCACCUUUCUACGGGUGACAUCAAAUCAAGGAAGACGUGAAAUGGAGGGCAGGCGAAUGCGGACCAGGAACAAUCCGAGGGGGCAGGCGCCGGUAACAUCCCAAAGGGGAAGCCGGGCUGCAUCUCGGGGUUCAAGAGGAGGCCGUGGAGGCCGUGGAAGCCGUGGAGGUCAUCAAGCUCAAACUGUUGAAGCUAGGGCUUGCUACCUGCACCUUUCUACGGGUGACAUCAAAUCAAGGAAGACGUGGUUCGUGCUUCCUCAUUUCAUUUCAAAUUACCAAACACUGCUCAUGGAUAUUUUUAUUUGUCAUAAACUAUUCUUUUGGGGCUUGCAUGCCCAUGUUAUUGGCCGG
Messenger RNA from Cuscuta epithymum, 651 nucleotides. Lineage: Eukaryota; Viridiplantae; Streptophyta; Magnoliopsida; Solanales; Convolvulaceae. The record is from the annotation of a GenBank genome assembly.